This is a messenger RNA of Pelobates cultripes (western spadefoot toad), 354 nucleotides long. The record is from the annotation of a GenBank genome assembly. Lineage: Eukaryota; Metazoa; Chordata; Amphibia; Anura; Pelobatidae.
AUGGCGGACACGCUUCCUGACUCGUCUCGUGGUUCCACAUCAGUCUCGGAGGAUGAGAACUUUGAUCCGGAGGAGUUCCUGACUCGGCCCCACGGUGGCAAAGCCUUCUCCCAGAGGCAACCAGACCCACAGUGGGCCACAAAAGCCGAUAUCACUACAAUGGUGACAGACCUAAAAGCUUUUUUUGCCUCAGAAAUGGGUUCUGAGGCAGACCUGAGCACCUUAAAGACAGACCUGAGCACCUUAGCGGGCAGGAUCAAGGCCACAGAGGAGGAGACCCAAAGCCUCAGACUCAAGCAGGCCUCAACCAACACGCAAGAGGUAUCAGACACAUAUCCAGCACUAAGUGGUUAG